AUGGAAGAAGUGGGAGGAGGUGAGCACUGUGAUGUUCCCAAGAAUGUAUACAUUUCUAGUAAUUAUGCACUCCACUACCAACACAAGUUGGAUGCUGUUUUCUCAUUAUCAAGAGUGAUUCCACGUUCUGGUGGGGAAGUGGUUGAUGAGAUUGUGGGCUCAAAUGAAGUUCUUAUUGAGGAGCUAGAAAAGAAAUUGUUGGAGCAAGUUGUGUACAGUGAGGAGGAGGCCUAUAUGUUGUACUGUGAUUAUGCACAAGCAAUGGGUUUUAGCGUCAGGAGAGGAAAGCAAUAUUAUUUCAUGGGGACAAAGAGGGUUCGAACAAAGUCUUACUGUCGUUCCAAGGAAGGCUAUAAGGACUACAAAGUUGAUGCCCUUACUUAUAAAAAGCCUGAAACAAGGACAGGAUGCAAAGCAAUGAUAUGUUUCGGAUGUGAUGACAAUGGACAAUGGAAGGUUACAAGAUUUUUUAAGGACCAUAAUCAUGAAAUGGCCCCGGCAUAUUCGAAGCCUUCAUUAAGAUCUGGACAGGCAAUCUUAACUGCAACCAUUUAUGGCAAUGGCGGCGUGUUAGAACCAUCAAUGGUGAAUGCUGUGCACUAA
Molecule: messenger RNA, 603 nt
Organism: Fraxinus pennsylvanica
Lineage: Eukaryota; Viridiplantae; Streptophyta; Magnoliopsida; Lamiales; Oleaceae
Source: the annotation of a GenBank genome assembly